This is a messenger RNA of Acanthaster planci (crown-of-thorns starfish), 2672 nucleotides long. RefSeq lists its product as uncharacterized. Gene Ontology annotation, molecular function: cAMP-dependent protein kinase inhibitor activity; cAMP binding; protein kinase A catalytic subunit binding. The record is from RefSeq and is a predicted model, not a curated record. Gene Ontology annotation, biological process: negative regulation of cAMP-dependent protein kinase activity. Gene Ontology annotation, cellular component: cAMP-dependent protein kinase complex; cytosol. NCBI's taxonomy places the organism in Eukaryota, Metazoa, Echinodermata, Asteroidea, Valvatida, Acanthasteridae.
UAAAGUGGGACUUGGUUGUCAUUGUCAACAGGUCAGUGAUAUACAUGUACAUGUAGAUUCUCCCACCGUCAUGACCUUUAAGGCACCGCCUCAGAUAUUGGCAGAAUCCUAGGAAUUGACAUCAGCCCACAUGGGCGGCGGGGCGUCCAACUCCAACAGGUCAUCUCAAAGGAAGCCCCAAAGGUCGACCCAAAAGAGGGCCAGCCUCCCCGAUCAUGUGUUGGAAAAGCUGCAGGUGUGCCUGCUAUCGCUGCCGUUUCCCCCUGGUGUUGUGGAUGAGCCGGUCAUCGACCGGGCUGCUGAUUUAGCAGAACGGGUCGAGCUGCUGGAACCGCAAGUCAUACUUACCAAAGGUCAGAAAGCCAAGGGCAUUUAUAUCAUUAUCGCCGGGACGGCUCAAGUGGUUUCCUCAUCAGGAAAUGUUAUUGCAGAUUUGUCUUCUGGGGACCUGUUUGGUGAGCUGUCUACGCUGUUUCAAAUUCCCUGCACAGCCACCGUCAAGACACCCACGAAAGUCCUACUGCUGCUGCUUAGACCAGAGGCUCUGAAGGCAGCACUGAAUGGGCAGGUGGUGUCCAGCAACCUCUUGGACUACUUUGUGAAGAAGCGAUACCUGGAUACCAGCAGGACUGUCGACCAAUCAGAACUGAUGCAUAGAAUUGCCAAAGAUGUGUUAAAAGAGGUGCCACUGUUUAAGCAGUGGGGUGACACUGCUGUGGAAGCACUGGUUAAGGCAGUCCAAUCCGAGGGCCCUGCAGUCACAUUGGUUCCAGCUGGCUCCGUCAUCGCCACGGAAGAUGAUCCGCCGGACGAAAUAGUGGUCAUCAUUCGGGGCAGGGUGGAUGUGUUGAAAGAGAAGGAGCUACUGACAUCAUUGGACAGUGCUAGGUGGCCAGUAUGGCACGGCGAAGAAGCUCUGUACGAGUGGCACAAAUGCCAAGAUAAUGUGGAUCCCGAUAGAAAUGGCCUCUUUACUGGCAGUUCGAGCUUAGUGUCUCUGAAGACGGCGUCUGCAUGCAAGAUGAUCAUCAUCAAGAAUGCCGUCAUUAACGAGGUGGUGAAAAAGCACAAGAUGGAGACAGCCAGCGAUUUCACCAAGAGGCUGGACAAGUGGAGACUGAGAAUGGCUGGCUCAGCGGCGGCAAAGAAGGUGUAUGCCUGCUACCUACUGGAGGUCUUGAUACAACGACUUUCUGAAACAGCCCUGCUGUCCCACGCCCCACUCGAUGCACUCUACAAGAUAGCCAUCAACUCAAGGACCGUGGUUCACCAGACUGGGGAAUGUGUUAUCGGUGAAGCCAGCACAUCAGAGCAGCAACAGACCAAGAUGGUCAAAUCCACUGGCAGUGUGGAUGCCUCCAGCACGGAACCACCCAUCAAGAUUGACCCAACACUACCCCCUGGUGUGGUCAUCAAGGCAGCCACCUCCUCACAGGUUUUCUGGGCCGACGACACUUUCCUGUUGGUACUGAAGGGUGCCGUGAUACUGAACAAGAACGAAGAGUGGGUGUGUGAAGACGGGGAGGUCUUAUGGGUCCCGAAGGCUGUCCUUCCCCGCUCGAGACUGGAAGCCAAGAAAGACUGUGUGAUUCUCAAAUUCACAGGCUCAACUCUGGAUGAAGCGUGUGGCGAUUACCCAGACACGAAGCUGACCGUCCCAUCUGUCGUGAGGUUGUAGCCCAAGUGCCACAUGAACAAGAAGUAUUCUUGUGACGAGGCUGAACAAGAACAGCAUUCCCAAACUCUCCGUCCAAGCGUAAUAUUCAUUCCCAGCUUUUGUAUUUGGUCACGGUGCUCAAGAUUUUUGGUCCAGUAUUAAAUGUAUCCAUUGCUGUUUUGAAAAAUAAAGAGUUAAUGUUCUCUAAUGCAUACAACAGGGCUCAGACAUUUUUGCAGCUCAAAGAAAGAAAUGACUGAGUGACAAGUGUUUCAAGGGGCGAGUUCGAGCGACGACUAUGGUUAACUGUAGCUCGACUAACACCGAACGAUAAGUGGUUUGGGCUAUCUUGUUGACCAUUUGGGACUAGGCCCUAGGCCAUAGUCGCACUGCUGGCUAUCAAUCACUGAUUUCGUUUACCAUUACGGAGGGAAACAUUCACAUGAAAAUAACUGUACGAGAUUUCAGUGACCCUGCAUGUUUCGAGAAUCGCAGCUAAUGGUGAAAUGUGAGUAACGAUAAGAUUUCAUAAAAUAGGUUGACUGUGGUCUUUCGAGUUUUACUGAAUUGCACAUGCGCAUUGUUAGAAUGCAUCUGACUACUGGUUGACCUAUAGUUAGCCUUCGAACGUUACCCUAGCUGUGAUUAAGUCUGUCAAACUUGUAAGUGUGAACCAUUUUCAUUUCAUACCCAGCAAAUUUUGCCGGGACUUGAAAAUUUGAUUUACUCUCAUAUUAAGUAUUCACCUGCCUCUAGCCAUGUGAGUUUUUGCCAGGUUAUACCUAUUUGUAAAUAACAUAAACUCAAAAAAAAAAAAAACCUGAAAAAGCUAUCACUGACAACUCCCAGCGCAAAUGAUUCAAGAGCUGUAAAAAUCCACAUUCCAACAAACACUUGUAUUUUCUUUUCUCUUGGCUGGUAUUUCUUUCCAUGGAAAGACCGUUUAUAAAAUACUUUAGUCUUUUAACAAAUAACUUCAGAAUAAAUAUCUACAUGUGCUGUGUUCCCACUUUUA